CCAAGUUGCUUCCAGGCAUAAACCAUGCUGCAGGUUGUGUUAGUUUUCGGUUAAAUUGGAGCUAAUCUGGAGUUUAAACCGUUUUUCCGGUCACUGCAGGGCUGAUUAAUGCUAAUACUAUGAUUUAGUUUCAGUUCUGCAUCUGCCGUUAGCGCUCUGGGUCAGAGUGGAUCGGUACCAGCACAAACUGGGUUUGUUUGGCUUUGUGUUCUCAGCUGGAGCUAGCUUAGCGCUGCUAGCUGUCCGUGGACAUGGGGGACGUGUUGGAUCCACGGGAUGUGGAGAGGGCGAAAAGCUUCUGGGCGGAGAAGGACGUGGAGCAGGUCUUCACCGGGGUCUCCCAGUACCUGGACCACCUGAAGCAGGCCCUGCAGAGGAAGACGGCUCUAGAUAAAGAGUACGUCCAGGCCCAGAGGCUGCUGGAGUGUCUGGACCUCGUUCCUCUCGGGUCUCCUCCGGACCAGGACCAGGACUCCUCCGUGGUCCAGGUGGUCAUCGGUUCAGGAGGGCUGCUGCCAGCUCACUUCAACGGACUGUCGCCCCCUGCUGGCAGAGAGGAGCUGCUACCUCCGCUGGCGCCGGUCCAGCUGCAGUACCACCCUCACCCCUGCUGCAAGGCCUGCCUGCCCGGGUUACCCAGAACCCCCCAGUCCAGCUCGCAGCUGUACGGCCAGAACCCGCUGAAGGUGCCGCUGCUGUGCGGCUUCAAGAGGCUGAGCGCCAUGCCGCUAGUGUCCCCGACCGGAACCGGCCCGGACGGCCUGGACGUGGCUGUUGCCGGGGGCGACUGGGACGUCAUCUACAAGACGCCGUGCGGACAGAGCCUCAGAAACUUCCAAGAAGUCGAGUCCUUCCUAUCGGCGACGGAGAGCCACGACGUCCUGCAGGUGGACUACUUCACCUUCAACCACCUGGUGCAGCUGGACCCGACCCCUCUGCCGGCGCAGCCGCAGAACGACCUGAGCCGGGGGGCGGAGCCUGUUCCCGUGGAGCUGGUGCUGGGCGAGGGGGGAGGCCGGCCCGCGGGCUUCCGGUACCGGAAGGACCGCUGGCCGCACGGCUGCUUCCUGAGCCGCGGCGCCGCGCUGUUCGACACCUGCUGCGACUGCAGCGACGGCUGCAGCGAGGCGCGGCGCUGCGCCUGUGUUGCCAUGACGACCGGGGGGCGGGGCUACAGCUACCAGAGGCUGCUGGAGCCGGUCCAGUCAGGCCUGUUUGAGUGCGGUCCGUGGUGCGGCUGCGACCGGGCCCGCUGCCAGAACCGGCUGGUCCAGAGAGGGGUCAGAGUUCGUCUCCAGGUCUUUGAGACCGAGGAUCGGGGCUGGGGUGUCCGUUGCCGUGACGACCUGGACCGAGGCACGUUCGUCUGCAUCUACGCAGGCGUGGUUCUGCAGCGGGCCCACAGCCCCACGGAGCCGCUGCCCCCCAAGCUGACCCGGGCCGAGCUGCCUUCAGACGACGAGGUGGAGGUCGUCACCGAGUGGCUGGCCCCGCCCAUCCUGGAGGCGCGCAGCGACCUGCUGGAGGCCCCGCCCCCUCCGACAGGCUCCGCCCCCUCCACGCAGCACGUCCCAGUGAUCCAGAGACCCGGCGAGUCCAGCGGCGCCGCUCAGAACCACGACCAGGUUGGUUCUGACCAGGUUGGUUCUGACCAGGUUGGUUCUGACCAGGUUGGUUCUGACCAGGACGGAGGCCUGGCUGAAGUGAGGGUUGCCGUGUCGAUGGACAUCCAGGAGGACGGCAGCCCGACGAGUUUCAAACGAGGAGCAGAGAGAGAGGAAGUCUGCUUCAUCGACGCCAGCAAGGAGGGAAACGUCGGACGCUUCAUCAACCACAGCUGCCAACCCAACCUGUUCAUCCAGAACGUCUUCACGGACUCCCAUGACCCCGCCUUCCCGGUCAUCGCCUUCUUCACCAACAGGGUGGUGAAAGCUGGCACUGAGCUCACCUGGAACUACUCUGACGCUCACACCUCCACCUCAGAGCAGGAACAGGAAGUGCCCUGUCUCUGCCGUAGCAACGGUUGCCAGGGAUGGCUCCACCUGGAGGAGAAGCUGUGUGACGUCUGUGCAGCUGAAGGUCCAGGAGCGACGGAGGAAAACUGAGUUAUGCUGCAGCUUCUUACUGAUUCCUAUUCUAAAAGUGUUAAUGUUGUAAAAUCUGUUUGAGCUUAUUUGUUAUUUAAAAAGUUGUGCAAUUGAAAAAAUAUUUUCAUAAAGUACUUUGAAAUGUU
Molecule: messenger RNA, 2233 nt
Organism: Poeciliopsis prolifica (blackstripe livebearer)
Lineage: Eukaryota; Metazoa; Chordata; Actinopteri; Cyprinodontiformes; Poeciliidae
Product: histone-lysine N-methyltransferase SETDB2-like
Exons: 11
Coding region: 252-2105 (617 amino acids)
Biological process (GO): heterochromatin organization; negative regulation of gene expression
Cellular component (GO): nucleus
Molecular function (GO): DNA binding; histone H3K9 methyltransferase activity; zinc ion binding
Source: RefSeq, a predicted model, not a curated record